Molecule: messenger RNA, 2476 nt
Organism: Zonotrichia albicollis (white-throated sparrow)
Lineage: Eukaryota; Metazoa; Chordata; Aves; Passeriformes; Passerellidae
Source: RefSeq, a predicted model, not a curated record
ACAGCAACUUCAUCCUGGCCAACGCUCAGGGCCGCUGUGGCUUCCCCAUCGUGUACUGCUCCGAUGGCUUCUGCGACCUCACCGGCUUCGCGCGCACCGAGGUCAUGCAGAAGAACUGCAGCUGCCGCUUCCUCUGCGGGGCUGACACCAGUGAGCCCGCCCUGCAGGGCAUCGAGAAGGCCCUGGACAGCAGGCAGGAGUACCAGACUGAGGUCUGCUUCUACAAAAAGAGCGGAGCUGCCUUCUGGUGCCUGCUGGACAUCAUGCCCAUCAAGAACGAAAAGGGGGAGGUGGUGCUCUUCCUCUUCUCCUUCAAGGACAUCACAGAGAGCCGAGGCAGGAGCUGCCCUGGUGACAAGAAAGAGGAGAAGCAGACGAGUGAGAAGCAGAGGAGCAAGAAGCCUGGCAGCUCCCACCUGAGGGCUGCACGGAGGCAGGGCCGGACCAUGCUGCACCAGCUCAGCAGCCAGUUUGCCCGCAGGGACCGUGGAGAGAUGAAAAUCAACCGUAAUGUGUUUGAGAACAAGCCAUCCAUCCCCGAGUACAAGGUGGCCUCGGUGCAGAAAUCCCGCUUCAUCCUGCUCCACUACAGCAUCUUCAAGGCUCUCUGGGACUGGCUGAUCCUGCUGGCCACCUUCUACGUGGCUAUCACUGUCCCCUACAACGUCUGCUUCACGGGCACAGAGGACAGUCUGUCAGCUGCUCGCAGCACCAUCGUCAGCGACAUCGCUGUGGAGAUGCUCUUCAUCCUCGAUAUCAUCCUCAACUUCCGGACAACGUACGUCAGCCAGUCGGGCCAGGUUGUGUACGACCCUCGCUCCAUCUGCAUCCACUACGUGGCCACCUGGUUCUUCGUGGAUCUGAUUGCUGCUCUGCCCUUCGAUCUGCUCUACAUCUUCAACGUGACCGUGACCUCGCUGGUUCACCUGCUGAAGACGGUGCGGCUGCUGCGGCUGCUGCGGCUGCUGCAGAAGCUGGACCGCUACUCGCAGUACAGCGCCAUGGUGCUCACGCUGCUCAUGUCCAUGUUUGCCCUGCUGGCCCACUGGAUGGCCUGCAUCUGGUACGUCAUCGGCCGCCAGGAGCUGGAGAGCAACGACCCGCGCACCUGGGACAUCGGCUGGCUUCACGAGCUGGGCAAGAGGCUGGAGGCUCCCUACAUCAACAAUUCCGUGGGGGGCCCCUCCAUCCGCAGCGCCUACAUCGCCUCCCUCUACUUCACCCUCAGCAGCCUGACCAGCGUGGGCUUUGGGAAUGUUUGCGCCAACACCGACACCGAGAAGAUCUUCUCAAUCUGCACCAUGCUCAUUGGGGCUGCUCCACGACUUCCCCGACGAGCUGCGCGCGGACGUGGCCAUGCACCUCAACAAGGACAUCCUGCAGCUGCCCAUCUUCGAGACCGCCAGCCGGGGCUGCCUCCGCUCGCUGUCCCUGCACAUCAAAACCUCCUUCUGUGCCCCGGGCGAGUACCUGCUGCGCCAGGGCGACGCCUUGCAGGCCAACUACUUCGUGUGCUCGGGCUCCCUGGAGGUGCUGAAGGACAACGUGGUGCUGGCCAUCCUGGGCAAAGGGGAUUUGAUUGGAGCCGACCUGUGCAGAACGGACCAGGUGAUCAAGACCAACGCGGACGUGAAGGCUCUGACCUACUGUGACCUGCAGCACAUCGGCCUGCGGGGGCUCUGUGAGGUGCUGCAGCUCUACCCCGAGUACGCCAGCAAGUUCACAGCUGACAUCCACCAGGAUCUGACCUUCAACCUGCGUGAGGGCAGCGAGACGGAGGUGGGUGCGUGUCCUCCUGCUCAGCCCCUUGCUGUGCUCACGGCCCUGGAAGGGGGUCUGUGCACUCAGGUUGCAAGGUUGGGGAAGGGGCUGCAGCUCUGCCACGCAGGUAUGUCCUGUCCUGGCUCUGUGCAACCCAGGGAAUUGGCAGAGAGAGCCUUUGCAGUGCAGGAGGAUGAGGUAGAUGGAAAUGGGGGGGUACUGCAGGACAGACAGCCAAGGCAAAGCGCUCUGGAGUGCAGCACGCAGCUGGGGGCUGUGGGUUAAUCAUGCUGAUGGCUCCAGGGGAGGAUGUUCUGCUGCAGAAAUGGCUCUGCUGCACUUUACCUCCCCCAGCUCUGCUGAGAGAGGCUUGGAGCUCCUCUGGAGCAUCUCCCUGGUACCCAGUUUCCCCCUGAGCCUCAUGGAGGUGGUGCAGGAGGUCCCAAACAGCCCUAGCAAGAUGCACCAUGUCCAUAACACAGGAGGGGCGUAAACAAACCAAGAGAGGAGGAUGCCAGGGGUGUGCACCAGGCUCUGCAGCUGCAUCACCCUUCCGCACUGGUGGGAGUUCAGCCAUCAGGGCUGGUGCUCUGAUGGCUGAACCAGGGCUGGGAUUUGGGGUGCAGCCUCAGCUCUGGCUCAGGACACUCAGGUUGGGCAGCUCACCAUUGACAGGGCAGCAGCACAGGAAGGAGAGUGGCUGAGGGGCUGUGGA